AUGGAAAGUUCUGAGGCGUUGGUAGGCUUUGAUCUCUCUAAGACGCCGCUCUCCAGUAUUGCUCAGAAGAUUUUGUGUGCUAUGCACUCAGUCGAUGUAGCGGAUUCUGAGAAUUGGAGAGAGAGUGAAAAGAAUGCAGAAAUGGUGAGCAAAUCCAGUGUCAAGUCUUCAGUACUACUUGAAGAUGGGAGGUGCCGAUCACUUGGGAAAAAGAAUCUUAUUUCUUUAACAAGCCAGACAUCAAGAACUUCCAUCCAGUUCCCUCCUCCGUCGGCCAGCGUUGGAGUCCCCGAUCCUCUGUCCCCUGACCAAAAGCAGCAGAGCAGCAGCUCCCAGUCUGCGUCCAGUUGUUUAAGUACACAGUCUCAUCGGGAGGCUUCAGUUCUACAGAAAAUGGAGUGUAAAAGACCACAUUUCCUAAGAGACAGUGUCAGUGCAGGUGGAAACAUGGAGGGCGUGAAGCGCCAAAGAGAGCAUAUUCCGUCCAUUAACGUUUCAGCAAAAACAAGCAAACAUGUAGCACUGGAAGAUGAAAAGGAGGCUGAAGCCUGUCGAAAUUCUGGGAACUCAAGUUCAUUUGAAAAGCAUUUUUGUGAUGUUAGGUAUUUGGAGGAUUUGGAGAAAAGCCAGCUGAUUGAACUGCUCAGAGGAGCAGCAGCCCUGGUGGUGACUCUGAUGUAUAAGGAUGGUUCAACCCAGAUGAGCACUGAUCAGGCUACAGUUUCUUCUGUUAAAGGAAUUAUAAUAUUACUGAAGAGCCAAGUGGAAGAAGGGAGUGAUCCUCUGGAUGCCUCAGCCUCUGAUGGUGUUGGUGAAGAGUUCAUUUCUGAUGAUAGGUAUAUUUACAUAAAAACAGAGCACUCUUCUAUUUGGAGCCAAGACCAAGAGAUACAUACUCAGUUUGCCAGGAAAGUGCUGUUUCAAAUACUGAAAUGCAAAUGUCCUGUAAUUUGUUUUAAUGCGAAGGAUUUUGUGAGAACUGUGCUCCAGGCUUUUGGUGACAGUGGCCGCUGGAAGCAGGUUGCCGACUUUGUCGGGUUUGAUCCCAGAAUUGCUGCCUGGCUUUUGGAUCCCAGUGAUGCUGUGCCUUCUUUCAAAGAUUUAGUCGCAAAAUACUUAGAAAACCCCAUCACAGUUAAAGUAAACAGCACAUAUGGAAACGCAUCGAGGCAUAUUGUGGGUGAGGAUGGGAUGGGUGAAUGGUACAACCAUUGUUCUGGAGCUAGCCGACUUCAGGCAGUCAGGGAUGACACCAUCGGGUGGAUGACUCCUGGCCUGGAAGCCCGGUCCCAAUCUGGACAGCAAGCAUGGCUGCGAGUGCCCCAUUUCCUGCGUUGUGUGAUGGAAAGCCAUAGCAUCCAGAUAAAUAAAGAAGAAAUGGAGAGGACCUCAGCUCUGCUUGGGUCGCGUCUCAAGGAGUUGGAACAAGAAGCUCAUUUUGCCGCGGGAGAACAGUUUCUUGUAACAAGCAACAGCCAGCUCCGAGAGAUUCUGUUCGGCAAAUUGAAGCUGCACCUGCUGUGUCAAGAGCAGACUCUUCCCAGAACUGCGCUGCAGAAAUACCCGUCCACCUCGGAAGCCGUGAAUAUACAAGGUAUCUCCAAGCAUCCAAUUCAGAUUACUAAGCCUCAAAAUUUUCAAGGUAAGGAGGAGCUGCCCCUGACACUCCAGCCACGCUGCCAUUGGCUUGAUCACAAGGGGAGAACUUUUCUCUCUGCAGACUUUGCACAGAUUGAAUUGCGCAUUCUCGCACACUUAUCUGGGGAUCCGGAACUUCUGAAGCUGUUCUGGGAAUCCGAGAGCCAUGAUGUGUUUGCUACCCUGGCCGCGCAGUGGAAGGACAUUCCUGUGGAGCACGUGAGACACGUGGACAGAGAGCAGAGCAAGAAAGUGGUGUACUCGGUGGUCUACGGAGCAGGGUACGUGACAUCCAUCAUGGGCAGAAGGAGGCCCCUGCCAAGUAUCCGUGCACAGGACCAGCAGCUGCGGGCGCAGGCAGAGCGGCAGGCAGUGAACUUCGUGGUUCAAGGCCCCAAGCGUCUGCCCCCACCCCCAGUUUCCGCCACAGGCACCAACCUUCUGACGCCUGCCCCAAUGUCUGCUGUGGGCACUGAGCUGUUGCCACCUGCCUGGCUUCUGCUGCCAACACCAUGUCCCCUGCCGUGGGCUCAGGCCUGCCGGGAUGCUCGCAUGAGUGCAGGCUGUGGAAGCUCGGCCGCCGACCUCUGCAAGCUGGCCAUGGUCCGCAUCUUUGCCGCGGUGGCCUCGUCUCCCACUCUUACAGCAAGUCUGUACACGCUGCAAGUACGCGGCCGGGCCGGCUGGACGCCCACACCGUCCAGGGAGACACCAGGCAGGCGUGAAGUGUCAGCACGACCAGCAGGGACAAGGGACAUCGACUGGUCUCUAGAGGACCUGGCCAGGCUGCAGGAGGGGCUGUGGGCAGAGUGUGCAGCUCCCUACCCGGGUGACAGUGUGGUGGCCCAGGCAGUCGUGCCUGCCAGGUUUGGUCCUGCCCCCACCCACCGAGCAGAGAUGAGGCUGGUUGCCCAAAUUCACGACGAGCUCCUGUUUGAGGUGGAAGUCCCGCAGGUCCCCGAGUUUGCAGCCCUCCUGAGGGCCACUAUGGAGUCCCUCCAGCACAUCCGGGCCCUGGAGCUGCGCCUGCAGUACAUCCAGGGCGUGCCCAACCCGGGUCCCAGCACCCAUUCCCUGUGCCUCUCAGAGUCCCAAGAUCCACCCCAGCCGUCUGUGGGUGCCCCUGAGGGUGAGCCUGAGCGCGGGCCACACGUGGGGCUGCCUGGCGCCGCUGCAGGAGGUCCCAUGGCUGCCCCCGCCCCCCGCCGAGUCUCCAAGCAACAGCCCGGCUACCACAGCCAGGUCACUGGGCAGCACAGGCCACAGGCUCGCACGUUUUCUGCCUUCGUUUCGCCCGUAGACCCCGGCAACAGAGGGAGGCGAGAACUGGUUUCCACCAGCGCGGUGAGCAGCCCUGACCAAGGUCACGGGGAGCUGCCCCGUGCAGCACCCAACCCGGAGCCUGCAGCACAGCACGUUACCUCCCCUGCCAGGCGCCCCGGGCCACCCCAGUAA
Orycteropus afer afer is the source of this 3093-nucleotide messenger RNA. NCBI's taxonomy places the organism in Eukaryota, Metazoa, Chordata, Mammalia, Tubulidentata, Orycteropodidae. The record is from RefSeq and is a predicted model, not a curated record.